Molecule: messenger RNA, 1176 nt
Organism: Pseudo-nitzschia multistriata
Lineage: Eukaryota; Bacillariophyta; Bacillariophyceae; Bacillariales; Bacillariaceae
Source: the annotation of a GenBank genome assembly
AGCGAGUGUCGUCCUCUGUCAUGGGUUCGAGUACGUCAAGAGAAUGCGCAGUGACCGUCGGGGAUAGUUUUCUGCAAGGAGUGACUCACCGACAGCAAAAGUUUUCGUUUCAUACAACAAAGUCGACUGUUAGAUUUCUAAGUACGACCGCGAUGAAUACGAGAGGCCUUUUGUUGCCUUCCCGGAGGCGACUCUCGGGGAUCGGCGCGCUGGGUGACCACACUGUGAUACGAAACACAAUAUUCAAUGAAAACCAACGGCUUUGGGGCCCUUUCAUUGGACAAUUGCAGCUCGUGCCUUCUCACCGCAUGGCAUCUACGGUGAGCUCGUCAAAUCAAUCCGAAUUCAAGAAGCGAGAAUCGAGCGAAACUAUCCGCAGCGGCUCUAAUACAACCGGAAAAAGCCCCAAUGACAAGAAAGAAAACCAAAAUACCGAGCCGUCGAAACUUGUGGCCUCUGAUAUAGAAACCCCGGAUGAAUUUUCCUUCAAAGCGAUGAUGAAGAAAUACGGAGUGGUGUUUUUCGGAACUUAUUUUGCGAUUUAUUGUUCGACGGUCCUCGGCUUGUUUAUGAGCGUCCAGUCCGGUCACCUGGACGUGAUGUACAUAAUAUCUCUGAUCACGGGAACUUCCUCGCCGACCGAUCCGGGCGGUGUUGCCGAUCCAGAGACGAUCCUUGAAGCGAAAUCCACCGUGAAGCACCUCGUGGAAUUCCUGGAAUCGUACACGCUAACGAAACCCGUUGCACCCAUGGUGGAAGAAUACCCAUCGAUCGGCAACCUAGCGAUCGCAUGGAUCGCGACCAAGUUCACGGAACCCAUCCGAUUCGGAGCCACCGUCGCGCUCACGCCGCCCAUUGCAAGGUUUGUUGGGUACAAACGUGUGUCGCCCGUCAUCGAGAAUGCCGGUCCCAUAGACAUUGUGUCUGCCGAUCAAAAAGGCGGGACUUCCAGCUCGGAAAAGACCUCGCCGUGAUGGCUAUUCUUUAGAUAAAAUGGAUAGAAAGUCUGGUAAUUAUAGUAUUACAGUAGAAUGAAACUAGUUUCCAAAUGGUAUUUCGUUCGUCCACCAGAACACGAGAAAGAAAGGGGUCCACUGUAAAUACAACGCAUCGAGCCUUGUAUUUGGAUUCGUGUAACCGAAGGUCCGAAUGAGUGAAUAUAGAGAAAGCUCUGGA